This is a messenger RNA of Cladocopium goreaui, 1036 nucleotides long. NCBI's taxonomy places the organism in Eukaryota, Dinophyceae, Suessiales, Symbiodiniaceae. The record is from the annotation of a GenBank genome assembly.
CAAUGUCAUGGGACGUGAUAUGCUAUAUAAUGCUAUAUAGUUUGUCACUGUACCUUACGUCAUUUUACAUAUAAGCGAGUGAUCGGCACAUGUCUAUACAUGUCUAUGAUGUGCAUUUUUUACAUGAUGUCCUACCUCAAAGACUUUUUUCAUCGCCCCUUGCCAUGAUUGCCAUGGGAUAAGUAUUGAGACGGUCCUAUGUGCCACUGCUCCGCUGAUUUUCGAAGACAAGGCUGGAAACAUUCAUCAGACAGUUCGCGCAAGUACCGGGCACGCCUUUUGGGUGUUUGCAAUGGAUCUUUUGACAACCAUUUGUGGAAAAUAAACACAAGCAGAGAAAAAUGGAUUCAGUUUUACUUCUUUGUCUAGCCAUAUCUUCUGUCCCAAACGUAUCUGGGGUGUUGUGGGUUGCCAGGUUUGCUCGUGGCAAUGCUGAUUCGCCAAAGGUGGCCGUUUGUAGGUAUUGUGGUUUCCGCGGUGCCGCAGAGUCGGUCACGGGCAUUGGGGACCAGCACUCGGCCACCUGCCCACGCAGCCCGUCAAGGGCAGCCGCCGCGAAGAAGGGCACUGAAGGAGCCAGCCCGUUUGGUUGGAGCCUGAUGGCCUGCUUUUGCUGUGGAGUUGAUACUACAAGCGAAAUUCAAGAGAUCGACGUUCCAGCGGAAGUUCCCAAAGUCGCAGACAAGGACCCAGCUCCAGGAGUGGAUGCUGAGGCGGAGGACAGCCUCCAACUUCCGGUCGAAGCAGUCCCUGGGCCUGUGGUUUGAAGCAGGUUCGUGACACUAAGUGAAGGUGGGCUGCUGGUUUGAAUUGAGACAAGGCUGUUGUUUUACAGCUUUGUAGUGUUUCAGUGCAAUACAAGAUAAACUCGGUAAACUGGGACUUCCCCACGUCCAAACUGGUCCAAACUGGCCGUGGCGGAAAGACCUGCCGUUGCGAUGGACGUUGUUUCACUCCAUGUUUUUGUUCACCGCAUUUGGGCUUGCACCGGCUUGCAGCGUAGCAACCAGAGAGUGGGGACCAGACCCGGACAAAA